AUGGAUAUUCCGCACGGAGUCACGAAUAUUCCGCACGGGUGGGCGGAAAUUCCGGGCACCCAGUCGGUGUGUAACGUAUAUGAAAAUUCCUCCACGAGCGAAGAAUGUUUUUACGAAUGUCCGGUGGAUAGUACGCGGUCGCUAUGCGACCUUGAUUUUCAUGACCAUGUGAAAUGUCAUGAUUCAGUAAGCUCGUCACGUGAGGAAGACUUUGUACGAUCUUGGGAUGCGCCCUUGGAGGGAUCACCGACUGGAUUAUGUGACCGUUCAGUCAGUAUGAGCGCAGAUGACACAGAAUUGUACUUGAAUCCAUGUAUACUGUAUAACCAAGACUGCCUACAAGAAUUCAGAAGGAAUGCACCAGCCACACCUGCAUAUCCCUGGAAUAUGAACAACGAAGACAGGACACCCUGUGCGCAAAGACGACCUUUAUUUGACCUUCGGACUCUGCACGGUCUAUCUGACCCUCCGUAUGUGCUAACGGGAGACCUGCGCCACUUCGCAUGCAUGUACGAGCCGUGCUGCCAUGAAGCGACACGGCAUCGCAACAUUUGCACGGGCCACGUUGAUAAAUCGUCCCGUUUUGGCUCGGAUCUGCUACGACUAUUACACUGCCCGCCUGAUGAACUGCAUAGUCAUGGCACGAGUGAUUUUGACUCUCAGUGCGUUACCGAUAAACAUAAUCUUCCAAUGAUACAAAAUUGGCCUUAA
This is a messenger RNA of Acanthoscelides obtectus, 711 nucleotides long. The record is from the annotation of a GenBank genome assembly. NCBI's taxonomy places the organism in Eukaryota, Metazoa, Arthropoda, Insecta, Coleoptera, Chrysomelidae.